Molecule: messenger RNA, 2244 nt
Organism: Westerdykella ornata
Lineage: Eukaryota; Fungi; Ascomycota; Dothideomycetes; Pleosporales; Sporormiaceae
Exons: 2
Coding region: 1-2244 (747 amino acids)
Cellular component (GO): nucleus
Molecular function (GO): histone H4K20 methyltransferase activity; protein binding
Source: RefSeq, a predicted model, not a curated record
AUGCCUGCGAAAACGCAGGAGUCGAGGAGCGGGUUGACGCUGGAGCAGCUCGCUUCUUACGACGAUGUUAUCACUGACGCGCUGGUCGACAAGGUGCACUUUUGGACCACCAUCCGCAAGAACCGAGGCGGUCGCUUUUCCGCCUCUCGCGGCCUCCACGAGGACGACAUCUCCGAGAUCAUUCGCAAGACGGUCAUCAUCAACAAGGACCCCGCUCAUGCCGUGAAGCAGCUGCUUCAGUUGCCGGGCCUGAAGAAGUAUGUGGGCACUCUGAGAACUGAGAAAGAGAAGGAGCAGUUUUCGCGCCAUUUGCUACGCUACGUGAAGAUGUACUUACCCGAUUGCCCCUUUGAGGUCACUACAACGAACCGCUACACAAUCACCGAACAUGAGGCAUCGGUUACAGCGCGGAAGGAGAUCAAGCCGCGAGAGGAGAUCAAGUACCUCACAGGCGUGCAAGUAGCGAUGACCGAAGAGCAAGAGAAGACUCUGGAGCUGGCGCGCAAGGACUUCAGCCUCGUGAUUUCUAGCAGGAAGAAGACGCGAUCCCUGUUUCUAGGCCCUGCGAGAUUCGCAAAUCACGACUGCGACGCAAAUGCCCGGCUGUCGACCAAGGGGUACGACGGGAUGCAGAUUGUUGCGGUGAAGCCGAUUGAGGUUGGGGAUGAAAUUACCGUGUCCUAUGGAGAGGAUUAUUUUGGAGACGAUAAUGAGGAGUGUCUCUGUCAGACGUGUGAGAAGAGGAACGCGAAUGGCUGGGCGCCAUUCAAGCCGAUUGCAGAGUCCGACGACGAAGACGAUGAGGAGGAGAGUGGGGAAGAUUCAUCAGCGGCUGCUGCGGCCACAAGAACGGCGAAAGGCCUGCUUGCCCCGAAUCCUAGGAAGCGGAAAUUCGAGUCUACAGAUGGACCUUAUGCGGAGGACAUCUCUCGACCAUCCACCCCAGUGUCUAAGAAGAUUAAGGUUGAAAGCGAAAGUCCCAGUCCCGCAUCCCGGCCGUCUAGCCCCGCAACGGAAUCCCCCAGGUCGCAGCGCACUUCGAAGCCACUACGAGAAACUACUCUAAAGAAGAUGUACAGCGUCUCAUCACUCCAAGACAAUAUACCGCUUGCUGGCAUCGAUGAGCUUGGUUCAGAUGCAGCGCAAAAGAUUCGCACUCAACAGUGUGUUGACCUUCUUGCCGUCACCCUUAAUGAAACGGAUUCGUCGAGAGGCAUAUCCCCUGAGAAUUCCACAGCCGCAGAGUCUCCUCCGUCCUCCAUCUCUACCGAUGCCACUUCCCUUGAUGGCGACACUACUCCUCCAGACCUUGAUGCUAAAACUACCGUCAUCGUUAAGCCAUCAUAUGGCGUGGCCACGGUGAAGACGGAAGAAACAACCAUCACAACAUCUCUCGAAACCAUUGUCACUGAAUCCCCUGACGACGCCGCAUCCGACGCCUCCUCCGAACUCAGCGAGCUCCCCUCGGAAUACGAGCUUGACGACAUCAAACGCACAAUCAUCAAGCGCAAGCGGCCCAAAGCCCCGCUCACAAUGCGCACCACACGUUCCCGCGCUUCUCUAAAUCCGGACAUCCUAAACCGCCUCGGCACUCCCAUCGCCACCACCGAUCUCCUCGUCUCCAGCUUUGACCCUGCCAAGAUGAUCGAAAACCCGAGAAAACCAGGCGACUACAUCGAUUCGCCCGCCCUCCUCUCGACCAAGUACAGCAAAUGGGUAGAAUGCCAGACAUGCGACGCCUACUUCGUGCAACGAGACGGUCUCUUGCAAACACGCAAGGAUUGCCCGCGGUGCGAAAGACAUAGUAUCCUGUACGGAUAUGCGUGGCCGAAGACGGAUAAGGAGGGCAAGGGCGAUACGGAGGAGAGGGUGCUGGAUCCGAGGACGGUGCAUCGGUUUGUGGGGCCUGAGGAAGAGAGGGAGAUUAAGAAGAAGGAGGUUCGCGCGAGGGUCAUGCAAAGUGUGGGGGAGAGGAGGAGUUGGAGUCGGGCGGUUUCGGGGUUGAGCACGCCGGGGGUGGAGGAGUGGACGCCGAGGGCGGAGAGGAAGAAGGCAACUCCGAGAGAUAACAAGAGGGGAAGUGUAAAGGAGAAGCAAGAGUUUGUUGUGAAGAAGACUAUCGGGGGAAAAAGGAAGAGAGCCAUGGAGAGCGAGAGCGAGAACGAGAGCUCUGAUACAGAUACUGAGGUCGUGACUACCACGCUAUCCGGGCGGAAGAUCAAGCGCGCGAGGAAGACGAUGUGA